This is a messenger RNA of Aegilops tauschii subsp. strangulata, 2095 nucleotides long. RefSeq names its product probable folate-biopterin transporter 6. The record is from RefSeq and is a predicted model, not a curated record. Gene Ontology annotation, cellular component: membrane. Lineage: Eukaryota; Viridiplantae; Streptophyta; Magnoliopsida; Poales; Poaceae.
AGAUGAGCUGAGCUUCACCUUCACCUCCCCAACGCCACCACUUCCUCGGUCCGAGCGUCCAAGAUCACGUCUUCACCACUCCCUCGCCAUAAAGAAACCCGAAUGCCGAGCUCCUUUCCAUCACUCAACUCCAUCUCCGCAGUCGCUCGCACGUGACGCGAGCGCGCGGCCCCAUGCCCGCCCCCUAGCCCGCGCCGCGACCCCCCGCCGAGCUCCUCCGUCAAGGGAUCCGACGAGGACCGAUGCUGGAGGAGGAGCACGGGGCCAUGGGGGCGGACGGCCUCGCCGGCAGCGCGCCGGAGCGGGGCGGCGGGUGGGCGGAGGCGGCGCUGGAGCCGGUGCGGUGGGUGCGGAUGCUGUGCCGGGAGCUGGGCGCGACGUUCGUGGCCGGGGUGGUGCUGGUGUACGGCCUCAACCAGGGGUUCGCCGGCUCCUUCUUCCGGGUGGCGUCCGACUACUACUGGAAGGACGUGCAGCGGGUGCAGCCGGCCACCGUGCAGUUCCUCUCCAUCUUCUUCCACGUCCCCUGGGUCCUCAAGCCCCUCUGGGGGGUCAUGACCGACGUCUUCCCCGUCCGAGGCUACCGCCGCCGCCCCUACUUCGUCUUCUCAGGAAUGCUUGGAAUGUUUUCAACUGCUAUUCUUGCCAGUGUUGGACUAUCAGUGACUUCUGCAGUAGUUUGCUUCGUGGGAAUCUCCACAGCAGUUGCCAUUGCUGAUGUUACAAUAGAUGCAUGCAUUGCAAAGAACAGUAUUGACAAGCCAGCAUUGGCCCCAGACAUGCAGAGCCUUUGUGCAUUCUCGUCGUCGCUAGGUGCACUUAUUGGGUAUGCUACAAGUGGCAUGUUUGUCCACCAUCUAGGAGCACAGGGUGCAUUAGGUGUGAUGGCUUUACCUCCUACUAUGUUGGUUUUCCUAGGAUUUUACAUAUAUGAGCUGAAAAUGUAUCAGCAUAACAUGAAAGAGAAGGUUUUGAACAAGGUUACUGUGGCAGUUAAAGGGAUGGUUCAGACAAUAAAGUAUCCAGUAGUGUGGAAACCAUCUCUUUACAUGUUCCUUUCGCUGGCCCUCAGUAUCAGCACUCAUGAGGGGCAGUUCUACUGGUACACUAACAAGGAACCGCCUAAUCCUGGAUUUUCACAGGAAUUUGUGGGGAUGGUGCACGCCGUCGGCGCGGUGGCGUCCAUGGUGGGCGUCCUGAUCUACCACAAGAACCUCAAGGACUACCCGUUCCGGAGCAUCCUCUUCUUCGCCCAGCUCCUGCACGGCGCCUCCGGCCUCCUCGACCUCACCUUCGUGCUCCGGUGGAACCUCGCGCUCGGCGUCCCGGACGCGGUCUUCGUCACCCUGGAGGAGUGCGUCUCCCGGGUCGUCGGCCGCGUCCGGCUGAUGCCGAUGAUGGUCCUCAGCACCAAGCUCUGCCCGCCGGGCGCCGAGGGCACCUUCUUCGCGCUGCUCAUGUGCAUCGACAGCCUCGGCAUGCUGGUCGCCAAGACCGGCGGCGCCUUCGUGCUCCGGGCCCUGCACGUGACGAGGACCGAUUUCAGCAACCUCUGGCUCGCCGUGCUGCUGCGGAACCUGCUGAGGCUGUCCGCGCUGGGCGCCAUCUUCCUGGUGCCCACCGCCGACCAGACCGACGUGCUGCUCCCGCAGGACCUCCUCAGCUCCGGCUCCCCGGCGGCUGCCGCCGGCGACGAGGAAGAGAGGUUGUUGCAGCUCGGGAAGCUCACUUCUCACACUGACGACGAUGUAUGAUCCGCACAGGUACUAUAUUGCGCGCACACACGCACGAAGAAAGAAACAAAGAAAGAAAGGAAAGGAAGGGAAAUAGAAGUACUCCCUCCAAUUCAAAUUAAUUGACGCGGUACAAUUGUAGGGAGUAAUACAGUACUCAUACUUAUCCACUACAAAGAUGGCGCCAUGCAGCUCCGAUACCACUGCACAAAUUAGUAUGUUUCUUUUCAAUAUGGAACAUUUUUUUCGUGGAAAUUAGGGGGGCUCAUUCGGUGGCAAAAUGGCAUCAUUGUUGGACCGCAGCCUUGACGGGAAAAUCUUAUUGAGGUGAUAUAUGAUCAGAUUUUAUUAUUUAGCUGUAA